AUGGGUGUGAGGAAGAGUGAACCGCGCUGGGUAGCAGGGCGUGUGGGAGACAUAGACUUCACAGGCUCCAGCAGGACACAUGGAAAGUUUGUCCGGGUGCGCUGCUCUACUGACCCCGCCCUCAUCUACCAGCUUCUGACAGAGCAGUGGCGGCUGGCCCCACCGCAUCUAGUGGUGUCACUGGUGGGUGGGGAUGAGCAGGCACAGAUGAAGCCCUGGCUAAGAGACACUGUGAGAAAGGGCCUUGUGAAGGCAGCCCAGAGCACAGGUGCAUGGAUCCUCACCAGCGGGCUGCGUUUUGGCAUCACCAAGCACCUGGGCCAGGCUGUGCGGGACCACUCCCUCGCGAGCACCUCCUCCAAGGUGCAGGUGGUGGCCAUUGGUAUUGCCCCCUGGACCACCAUCCACAACAGGGACCUGCUGCUCUCUGCUAAGACUCAGUACCCCGCAGCCUACCCAUCAGAGGACCUCCCCCACGGCAUGGUGUACUCCCUAGACUGCAACCACUCCCACUUUGUCCUGGUGGAGGAGGACCCCGAGCGGCCAGGCAGCACUAGCGAGAUGAGGAUCAAGCUGCUAAAAUACAUUUCCCAGCAGCGCACCGGCUAUGGGGGUCCCGGCAGUUUUGAGAUCCCGGUACUGUGUCUGCUUGUUCAUGGAGAACCCAAGAUUCUGCAGAGGAUGUACAAGGGUAUUAUGAACUCCACGCCCUGGCUGAUCCUGGCAGGCUCAGGAGGCGUGGCUGACAUUCUGGUGACGCUGAUGAACAGGGGAUGCUGGGACACAGACACAGUGGAAGAGUUGCUGCUGGACACCUUCCAUACGGACUUCCACAGCAGUGACAUCUCCAACUGGGCCAAGCUGAUCCAGAAGAUUAUAGAACACAGGCACCUGCUGACAGUCCACGACCCCGAGCAAGAGAGCUCCGAGCUGGACACGGUGAUCCUAAAGGCCCUAGUCAAAGCAUGUAAAAGCCAGAGCCAGGAGGCCCAGGACUACCUGGAUGAGCUAAAGCUGGCGGUGGCCUGGAACCGGGUGGACAUUGCCAAGAGCGAAAUCUUCAAUGGAGAUGUGGAGUGGCAGGCAUGUGACCUGGAGGAGGUGAUGAUGGAUGCUCUUGUGAAUGACAAGCCUGACUUUGUUCGCCUGUUUGUGGACAAUGGGGUGAACCUGGGGGAGUUCCUGACUUACGGCCGCCUGCAGGAGCUCUAUUGCUCUGUGUCAGAGAAGAGCUUGCUUCACGACCUGCUGCUGAAGAAGCUCGAGGAGAAGCAGCUCCUGCUGGCUGCCGCCCGCACUCCUGGCCCCCCCUACAGUGAGCAGGGGGACCGCCGGCCCCGCUUCACCCUCCACGAGGUCUCCAAAGUGCUCAAGGACUUCCUGCAUGACUCCUGCAAGGGGUUCUACCAGAAGCUCCCCACAGAGAAAGGGGGCAAAGGUCGGCUCUUCCACUCCCACAAGAACCUCCCAGACCUAGAUCAGCGCUGUGAGAACCCCUGGAGAGAUCUCUUCCUUUGGGCUGUGCUGCAGAACCGGCAGCAGAUGGCCAACUACUUCUGGGCCAUGGGCCCAGAGGCUGUCGCUGCAGCACUAGCAGGCUGCAAAAUCCUAAAGGAGAUGGCCCACCUGGAGUCAGAGGCAGAGUCUGCUCGCAGCAUGAAGGAGGCCAAGUAUGAGCAGUUUGCACUCGAUCUGUUUGGCGAGUGCUACUCCAACAGUGAAGAUCGGGCCUAUGCACUGCUGGUGAGGAAGACCCACUGCUGGAGCAAAUCCACAGUUCUUAACCUGGCAACUGAGGCCGAUGCCAAGUGCUUCUUCGCUCACGACGGUGUGCAGGCUCUGCUGACAAAGAUUUGGUGGGGCUCCAUGAGCACAGACACAGCCAUUUCCAAACUGGUUCUGUCCUUCUUCUGUCCACCCCUCAUCUGGACUAACCUCAUUAAAUUCAGUGAUGAGAACUUGGACAGUGGUCGUGGAGGGAAGCAGUUUGCAGAGCUGGACAACCUGGACACAGAGAAGGCCUUGUUGCUGACCAAGGAUGACCACAUCAUGGCUCUGUGUUCCAGGCGCUCCCGACCACAGAGCACUAGGGCCGUUUGGACCCGGUUCCUGCUGAACCGCUGGCGACAAUUCUGGAGUGCACCUGUCACUGUUUUCCUGGGCAACGUCAUCAUGUACUUCGCAUUCCUUGUCCUUUUCACCUACGUAUUGCUCCUGGACUUCCGCCCCCCACCCCCUGUGGGUCCCUCUGUAGCUGAGAUUGUACUCUAUUUCUGGGUCUUCACUCUGGUCCUGGAGGAGCUACGGCAGAGUUUCUUCACUGAUGAAGAUACCAAUAUCCUGAAGAAGUUCAAGCUUUACGUUGAGGACAACUGGAACAAGUGUGACAUGGUGGCCAUUUUACUCUUUGUGGUGGGCGUGUCCUGCAGGAUGGUGGAGCACACUUACGAGGCCGGGCGCACAGUUCUGGCUCUGGACUUCAUGGUCUUCACCCUCAGACUCAUCCACAUCUUUGCCAUCCACAAGCAGCUGGGGCCAAAAAUUAUCAUUGUGGAGAGAAUGAUGAAAGACGUCUUCUUCUUCCUCUUCUUCCUGAGCGUGUGGCUGAUUGCCUACGGCGUGGCCACCCAAGCGUUGCUGCACCCCAACGACCCCCGCCUUGACUGGGUGUUUCGCAGAGUUCUGUACCGCCCAUAUCUGCACAUCUUUGGACAAAUCCCUCUAGAGGAGAUUGAUGUGGCACGGAUGCCUGAAACAAACUGCACCACGGAGCUGGAUGAAAUUAUCAUGGGCACACUGCCACCCUGCCCGAACAUCUACGCCAACUGGCUGGUCAUCCUCCUUCUGGUCAUAUUCCUCUUGGUCACCAAUGUGCUUCUGCUCAACCUGCUCAUUGCCAUGUUCAGCUACACUUUCCAGGUGGUCCAGGGGAACACAGACAUUUUCUGGAAGUUCCAGCGUUACAACCUGAUUGUGGAGUAUCACAGCCGCCCUGCCCUGGCCCCACCCUUCAUUAUCAUAAGCCACUGCCACCAGCUGCUGCUCUGUCUGGCCAAGAAGACUGAGUCCAAGCUGGAGCACCUAGAGCGGGAGCUGCCGGCUGGGCUAGAUCAGAAGCUCAUGACCUGGGAGACAGUGCAGAAGGAGAAUUACCUGGCCAAGGUGGAGCGGCAGCACCGCGACAGCAGCGAAGAAAGGCUGAGGGUCACAUCCUCCAAGGUGCAGACCCUCCUGAAGAUUGCCGGAGGGUACAAGGAACAUGAGAAACGCCUAUCAUCUAUGGAGGCACAGAUGAAGUACUGUUGUGAAGUGUUGUCUUGGUUGGCUGACUGCUUUGCCCAGAGCACACUGAAGUGUGACAGACAAGCCCCAAAAGCCCCACGCUCCAUGGUCAGCAGCCCCCGUGAACCUCAGCAAACUCCAGCCAAAGAGAAAGAAAAGGAACACCAGGAUGGACACGCUUUCAAGACGAGCAACCCCCAUGAGGCCCAACAAGGCCCAGGGAAGGUGAGAACUGGACACGGUACAGAGGCUGGACGUGGUGGAGAAUACGGCUCUAAGGUCAGCAGCCCCCAAGAGCUGCAGCAAGGCCCAGCAAAGGGUGCAAACAGGGAGGGUGAGCCAGGUUACGGUGCCAACAAGAAGCUACCCUACAUUGACGAGUAGCUCUCACCCUGGCUCUAACAGUACUUUUCAUCAGCACAGCAACAUAUGGGUGAUAAUGUUAUUAUAGGAACGAGUGGUGAUGCAUAUUUAAUGUCCUGUUCUGUGGCCCACAGUGACCUACGUGACAAGUUUUGCCCUACAGGCCACUGUGUUAGCGGGAUUCCUCUGUGGUGUGGAGAAUGCAUGAACAUGUUGCUCCACUGACCCCAUCUUGACUCAAAGUUUUAAUGUUUCAUGCAGCACAUCUUCCCUCAGAAAUGCAAAACUGGAAAUCCCUUCUGUCUUUUGAAUCCUGCAAUUUUUUGUUUGUUCCUUAUUUAAUAUUAAUUUAAUGGUUUUGUGGUUAUGGUUUGCUUUAUCAUGUGUCUUCCAAUUUACAAAAAAAUUAAA
Messenger RNA from Megalops cyprinoides (Indo-Pacific tarpon), 4056 nucleotides. It is a transcript of the gene trpm5, whose product is annotated as transient receptor potential cation channel, subfamily M, member 5. Gene Ontology annotation, cellular component: membrane. Lineage: Eukaryota; Metazoa; Chordata; Actinopteri; Elopiformes; Megalopidae. Gene Ontology annotation, molecular function: ligand-gated calcium channel activity; calcium-activated cation channel activity. The coding region runs from base 1 to 3666 and encodes 1221 amino acids. The record is from RefSeq and is a predicted model, not a curated record. Gene Ontology annotation, biological process: calcium ion transmembrane transport. The transcript is spliced from 26 exons.